AUGAGGAAACAGCUGUAUGAUGUUUGGUCCCUAACACCACCGAUGAGUCCUGUAAUGAGGGAACAGCUGUAUGAUGUUUGGCCCCUAACACCACCGAGGAUUCCUGUAAUGAGGAAACAGCUGUAUGAUGUUUGGGCCCUAACACCACCGAUGAGUCCUGUAAUGAGGGAACAGCUGUAUGAUGUUUGGCCCCUAACACCACCGAGGAUUCCUGUAAUGAGGAAACAGCUGUAUGAUGUUUGGCCCCUAACACCACCGUUGAGUCCUGUAAUGAGGAAACAGCUGUAUGAUUUUUGGUCCCUAACACCACCGAUGAGUCCUGUAAUGAGGGAACAGCUGUAUGAUGUUUGGCCCCUAACACCACCGAUGAGUCCUGUAAUAAGGAAACAGCUGUAUGAUGUUUGGCCCCUAACACCACCGAUGAUUCCUGUAAUGAGGAAACAGCUGUAUGAUGUUUGGCCCCUAACACCACCGAUGAGUCCUGUAAUGAGGAAACAGCUGUAUGAUGCAGUGUAA
Mizuhopecten yessoensis (Yesso scallop) is the source of this 516-nucleotide messenger RNA. RefSeq lists its product as uncharacterized. Lineage: Eukaryota; Metazoa; Mollusca; Bivalvia; Pectinida; Pectinidae. The transcript has a single exon. The record is from RefSeq and is a predicted model, not a curated record. Bases 1 to 516 code for a protein of 171 amino acids.